GUCCGCCUUGGUUUUCACUCGCCUCAACGCAGCGCAAAGAAUAAGAAAAAAUGGCCUUCGCCGGUGUCCUCAAUGAUGCUGAGAUGAAAGCAGCUCUGGAUGGCUGCGCAGCCGCCGACUCCUUCAACUACAAGAGCUUCUUCAAGGCAUGCGGCCUGGCCAGCAAGUCCUCAGAUGACGUCAAGAAGGCCUUCCAGAUCAUUGAUCAGGACAACAGUGGCUUCAUUGAGGAGGAGGAGCUCAAGCUGUUCCUGCAGAACUUCUCUGCCACUGCCAGGGCACUCACUGACAAAGAGACCAAGGCCUUCCUCGCCGCCGGUGACAGCGAUGGUGACGGCAAGAUCGGAAUUGAGGAGUUUGCCGCCCUUGUUAAGGCAUAAAUUCCCAACUGACCAAGAUCCUCUUGAUUUCAUGGAACUGCGAGAAAAAAAAACCCCUUUGCAGGAUUCACAGUUAUCAUCAGCUGAAAGAAUAUUUUUUAUACCUUAUUUAUGAGUUGCCUGCGGACUAUUUCUCAACAUGGAGCACAUAUUUUAACCUGUUGCCAUUCACAUGCGUUUGAUGUUGUGAAACCUGUGCAAGUUGUACACCCAUUUGCACUUUUUUAUUGAGGCAGAGUGAAA
Dunckerocampus dactyliophorus (ringed pipefish) is the source of this 623-nucleotide messenger RNA. Its product is annotated as parvalbumin beta-like. Gene Ontology annotation, molecular function: calcium ion binding. Bases 51 to 380 code for a protein of 109 amino acids. Gene Ontology annotation, cellular component: nucleus; cytoplasm. Lineage: Eukaryota; Metazoa; Chordata; Actinopteri; Syngnathiformes; Syngnathidae. The record is from RefSeq and is a predicted model, not a curated record. The transcript has 5 exons.